UCUUAAUCGGAUCGGCUUUACCAAGGGAGAUAAUGGCGCCGUCUCCGAUCCUCGAGACUAGGCUCGACCUUCCUCUCUUCUGAUCUCCGAGACCUGUUCGGUAGAAGCUUCGGUCGUAUAUUGAGGUUGGAUCCUGACAAGAGACAAAAUGAACGACCUACUCUCCACCACCUCCUUCAAGAAGUACACCAACCUGAAGCAGCAGGUGCAGAUGGACCAGAUGGAGGCGGGCAUGAGCGAGAUGGGCGCCGUCGCCGGCGUGAACCUCGAGCAGUUCUUCGAGGAGGUGGAGAGCGUGAAGAAGGACCUGCGGGGGCUCGAGGGCCUCUACCGCCGGCUGCAGGACGCGAACGAGGAGAGCAAGACGGUCCACAACGCGAAGGCGAUGAAGGAGGUGCGCGGCCGCAUGGACUCCGACAUCGGGCUGGUGCUGCGGAGCGCGAAAGCGGUGAAGGCCAAGCUGGAGGCACUGGACCGGUCGAACGCCCAGCACCGGAACGUGCCGGGCUGCGGGCCGGGGUCGUCGGCCGACCGGACCCGGACGUCGGUGGUGAGCGGGCUGGGCAACAAGCUGAAGGACCUGAUGGACAGCUUCCAGGGGCUGAGAACGAGGAUCGCGGAGGAGUACAAGGAGACGGUGGGGCGGCGGUACUACACCGUGACGGGGACGCACGCGGAUGAGGAGACGAUCGAGACGCUCAUCUCGUCGGGGGCUAGCGAGACGUUCGUGCAAAAGGCGAUACAGGAACAGGGACGGGGCGAUGUGAUGGACACGAUAUCGGAGAUACAGGAGCGACACGACGCGGUGAAAGAGAUCGAGAAGAGUCUGCUGGACCUGCACCAGGUGUUCCUGGACAUGGCGGCGCUGGUGGAGGCGCAGGGCCACCAGCUCAACGACAUCGAGAGCCACGUCGCGCACGCCAGCUCCUUCGUGCGGCGGGGCACCGUGGAGCUGGAGACGGCACGGGAGUACCAGAAGAGCUCCCGGAAGUGGGUCUGCAUCGGCAUAGUCGCCGCCGCUCUGCUCAUAUUCAUCCUGUUGCUCCCUCUUCUACCAACCUUGAUUACCUUGCUUAGAUAGAGAGAGAGUGUGUGUGUGUGUGUGCCGUGCAUAGAGAGAAAGAGGCAAGAGGGAGGAGCAGCACAAUUGCCCUUUUUCUUUUCUAACAAGUCAUCCCCGGGAUAUUUAUUCCAUUUGUCUUUCUUUCUUGGAUGCUACUAGAUUCUUUGGUGAAUCUUGAUAUCCUUGUAAUGGUCUCUCUUGAUACCGAAUCUUUACUCUAUAAAUUUCCUUCAAAUGGUAAAA
Musa acuminata AAA Group (dessert banana) is the source of this 1306-nucleotide messenger RNA. RefSeq names its product syntaxin-124-like. The record is from RefSeq and is a predicted model, not a curated record. The transcript has a single exon. Lineage: Eukaryota; Viridiplantae; Streptophyta; Magnoliopsida; Zingiberales; Musaceae. Gene Ontology annotation, biological process: vesicle fusion; intracellular protein transport; exocytosis. The coding region runs from base 149 to 1081 and encodes 310 amino acids. Gene Ontology annotation, cellular component: plasma membrane; endomembrane system; SNARE complex. Gene Ontology annotation, molecular function: SNARE binding; SNAP receptor activity.